Drosophila montana is the source of this 4372-nucleotide messenger RNA. It is a transcript of the gene Uba1, whose product is annotated as ubiquitin-like activating enzyme 1. Gene Ontology annotation, biological process: protein ubiquitination; DNA damage response; ubiquitin-dependent protein catabolic process. The record is from RefSeq and is a predicted model, not a curated record. Gene Ontology annotation, molecular function: ubiquitin activating enzyme activity. Gene Ontology annotation, cellular component: nucleus; cytoplasm. The coding region runs from base 302 to 3952 and encodes 1216 amino acids. Lineage: Eukaryota; Metazoa; Arthropoda; Insecta; Diptera; Drosophilidae. The transcript has 4 exons.
GAGCGCAAGCAACACUAAAAAAUUGCGAAUUAAUUUUUGGCAACAGCAUUAGUUGAGUGCUACUUAUAAAAAAUUACAGAUAGUUAUACGUUGUAAGUGUAAAGUGUGUGCAAUUAGUUGAUCGCUGUUUGCGCUGAGCAUCAGCAUAGUGUGUGUGUGCCACAGACACAGCCGUAUAAUCGAAAGCCAUUCAAAGAAACAGCAGUCGUCGCCGUCGCCGGACCCACACUCGUGCACAUUUCGCAGUCGUCGGUGGGACCACGACACGCUAUUUUAGGAAUUAAGCAUAUAAACAAUAAGCAUGUCCCGCUCUGAGUCAGCCUCCUGCACCAGCACCAGAGCCAGCAGCUCGGAGCCGCCGCUAUGCAAACGCCUUAAAUUGGAUGAAGCCGGCGAGGAUGGGGUUGCCGGUGGAGCAGCCGGGGUGCCAGAAGCAUCAUCAAGCAGCACCACCACCACUAGCAGCAGCAGCCAGCAGCGGCGCAAGCUCGCUGCCAGCAGUAGCAGCAGCGGCGUCAGCGACAACGGCAGCAACAACAACUACGAAAAUCACGACAAAGCAAACGACGUUGACAUGUUGAAUGUGACAGAGACAGCUAUAGCUACAGCUGCUGUUGCUGCAAACGAAACAGACGUGUGCGUAUCGUCGUCUACUUCUGACACGGGCGCAGCGAAUACGUCAAAGCAGCCAGCUGCCGGUGGCGGGGACGUUAGUACAUCGUCAGCAGUGAAUAAGGAAAGUAGUAACAAUUGUGCGUUGUCCUCGUCCGCGACAGAAACAAAUUCACUGGAUACGGCAACAAUUGCGCGCACUGUCAGCUCAACAAACUCCAACGUUAGUUCCACCAACAGCAACAACCAACACAGCAGCACCAGCAACAACAACAAUAACAGUAACAACAGUGCAGUUAUGGCUGCCAACAGCAACAGCGCUGCCGGAGCUUCUGCCGCCGCCGCUGGAGACAUUGAUGAGUCGCUUUAUUCGCGCCAACUUUAUGUGCUGGGACACGAUGCGAUGCGUCGCAUGGCCAAUUCGGACAUCUUGUUGUCCGGUUUGGGCGGUCUCGGCCUCGAGAUAGCCAAGAAUGUCAUUUUGGGCGGCGUUAAAUCGAUUACCCUGCAUGACACAGCAGCUUGUACGCUCAACGACUUGGCCUCGCAAUUCUAUCUGACCAAGUCGGACAUUGGCAAGAACCGUGCAGAGGCCUCGUGCGCCCAGCUGGCGGAGCUGAACAGCUAUGUGCGCACCCACUCAUAUAGUGGCGCCCUAACGGAUCAGUUUCUCAGCCAGUUCCGUGUCAUCGUUCUGACCAAUUCGGAUGCCGCCGAGCAGCAGCGCAUCGGCCAGUUUGCCCAUGAGAACAAUAUUGCUCUCAUUAUUGCCGAGACGCGCGGCCUGUUUGCCAAGGUGUUCUGUGACUUUGGCGACAAGUUCACCAUUUACGAUCAGGAUGGCGCCCAGCCGGUGUCAACCAUGAUAGCCAGCAUUACACACGAUGCACAGGGCGUGGUUACCUGCCUGGAUGAGACGCGUCAUGGCUUUAACGAUGGCGACUAUGUCACCUUCUCGGAGGUACAGGGCAUGCACCAGCUGAACGGCUGCCAGCCCAUCAAGAUCAAUGUGCUGGGUCCGUACACCUUUAGCAUUGGUGACACCAGCAAAUAUGAUGAAUAUAAGUCUGGCGGCGUGGCCACACAGGUGAAGAUGCCCAAGACCAUCAGCUUCAAGUCUCUGGCCGAUGCCGAGCAGGAGCCCGAGUUCUUGAUUUCGGAUUUCGCUAAGCUGGAAGCGCCCGCCACACUGCACGUGGCCUUUAAAGCUCUGGACUGCUAUUUGCAAAAUAAUCACGCCGUGCCGCGUCCCUGGAACAACGAGGAUGCCGAUAAGUUUUUGCAGCUGUGCAAGGAAAUCAAGAGCGAUGUCGACGAGCAGCUAGUGCUGAAGUUUGCCAAGAUCUGUUCGGGCAACACCUGCCCGUUGGACGCCGCCAUUGGUGGCAUUGUUGCUCAGGAGGUGCUGAAGGCGUGCAGCGGUAAAUUUUCGCCCAUCUUUCAAUGGUUCUACUAUGAUGCACUCGAGUGUCUGCCGGCCGAGGGUGUUACCGAGGAGGAUGCACAGCCACUGGGCACACGCUACGAUGCACAGAUUGCCAUAUUUGGACGCAAGUUCCAGGAGCAGUUGGCCGAUGCCAAAUGGUUUAUUGUCGGCGCUGGCGCCAUUGGCUGUGAGCUGCUUAAAAACUUUGGCAUGCUUGGACUGGGCGUUGGCAAUGGCCAGAUCUUUGUUACUGACAUGGAUCUCAUUGAGAAAUCAAAUCUGAAUCGUCAGUUUCUGUUCCGUCCGCACGAUGUGCAGAAGCCCAAGGCGUUGACAGCUGCCGAUGCCAUCAAGCGCAUGAAUCCCGAUGUCAAGGUGACGGCAUAUGAGCUGCGCGUGGGCGCCGAAACGGAGAAGGUAUUCUCCGAGGACUUCUUUGGCAAGCUGCAUGGUGUGGCCAAUGCGUUGGACAAUGUCGAUGCCCGCAUCUAUAUGGAUCGCAAAUGCAUCUUUAAUCGCAUACCGCUGGUCGAGACCGGCACCCUGGGCACCAUGGGCAAUGUGCAAGUGAUUGUGCCAUUCGCCACCGAAUCGUACAGCUCCUCACAGGAUCCGCCAGAGAAGAGCAUACCCAUUUGUACGCUUAAGAACUUUCCCAAUGCCAUUGAGCAUACCCUGCAAUGGGCACGCGACUGCUUCGAAGGCGUCUUCAAGCAGAUCGCCGAGAAUGCUGCACAAUACAUCUCCGAUCCGCAGUUCACCGAGCGCAUCCUAAAGCUGCCUGGCAUACAGCCACUGGAGAUACUUGAAUCGAUUAAGAAAGCCCUGAUCGAUGACAAGCCGAAAAGCUUUGCCCACUGCGUGGAAUGGGCGCGUCUCCACUGGGAAGAUCAGUACGCCAAUCAAAUCAAACAGCUGCUCUUCAAUUUCCCACCCGAGCAGGUCACAUCGAGCGGUCAGCCCUUCUGGUCUGGCCCCAAGCGCUGUCCCGAACCGCUUGUUUUCGAUGUGAAUGAACCGAUGCACUUGGACUAUGUCUAUGCGGCGGCCAACUUGCGUGCCGAGGUCUAUGGCAUACCCCAAGUGCGUGAUCGCCAGAAAAUUGCCGAGCUGGUGCAGCAGGUUAAGGUGCCCGAAUUUAAGCCACGUUCUGGCGUUAAGAUUGAGACAAAUGAGGCAGCCGCCGCUGCGGCAGCCAAUAACUUUGAUGAUGGCGAGGUGGAUCAGGAUCGUGUGGAUAAGAUCAUAACAGAGCUGCUGAAGAAUGCUGAUAAGAGCUCGAAGAUAACGCCGCUGGAGUUCGAAAAGGACGAUGAUAACAAUCUGCACAUGGACUUUAUUGUGGCCUGCUCCAAUUUGCGUGCGACCAACUAUAAAAUCCCACCGGCCGAUCGUCAUAAGUCCAAGCUAAUUGCUGGCAAGAUUAUACCGGCCAUAGCCACCACUACCUCGGUGCUGUCCGGCCUGGCUGUGCUGGAGGUGAUCAAACUGAUUGCCGGUCAUCGUGAUUUGCCCAACUUUAAGAAUGCGUUUGCCAAUUUGGCGCUGCCAUUCUUGGCCUUCUCGGAGCCGCUGCCGGCGGCCAAGAACAAAUACUACGACAAGGAAUGGACACUGUGGGAUCGUUUUGAGGUCACCGGCGAGAUGUCGCUGCAGGAGUUCCUUAACUAUUUUGACGAAAGGGAGAAAUUGAAGAUCACAAUGCUGUCGCAGGGCGUCUCAAUGCUCUAUUCAUUCUUCAUGCCCAAGGCCAAGUGCUCGGAGCGUCUGCCCCUGCCCAUGUCCGAGGUGGUGCGACGUGUUUCCAAGCGGCGUAUUGAGCCCUACGAGCGCUCCCUGGUAUUCGAGAUAUGCUGCAACGAUGUCGAUGGCGAGGAUGUGGAGGUGCCCUAUGUGCGUUACACGCUGCCCUAAGCCCCGGUGCAGCCGAUAUGCCACGCCCCCUAAUCUUAAUUGUAACAGUUAAAUUAUUAUUUAAACAAAAGAGAAAAUAACAUUUUUUUUGGUCGUCGCGUUUGGAGUUGUGCGCCUGAAAGUUUACAGAGUGGAGCAGGAUUGCAUUUUAAACAAAAAGAAACAAAAUAGGAAAAGCCAGAAAAUGGCUAAAACAACACACUCUCACCCACAUCUCCCGCACACUCACACACAACACACACACGAACACAACUAAUCGAUAUAGAAAUUAUAUAUUAUAUAUGUAUGUGUAAUCCUAUAAGGAAAUGGCAAAUAUUGAAUUCGCGUUACACGAAAAUACAAAGACUCGACUUAAAAACUAAAAAAAAAAAGGAAAGAGAAAAAAAACGAAACAAUUAAAAAUAAAAUUUUGUGUCUGCU